This is a messenger RNA of Cydia pomonella (codling moth), 4349 nucleotides long. RefSeq names its product cysteine desulfurase, mitochondrial (gene Nfs1). Gene Ontology annotation, molecular function: cysteine desulfurase activity; pyridoxal phosphate binding. The coding region runs from base 88 to 1452 and encodes 454 amino acids. Lineage: Eukaryota; Metazoa; Arthropoda; Insecta; Lepidoptera; Tortricidae. Gene Ontology annotation, cellular component: nucleus; cytosol; mitochondrion. Gene Ontology annotation, biological process: [2Fe-2S] cluster assembly. The transcript is spliced from 8 exons. The record is from RefSeq and is a predicted model, not a curated record.
UGACAUUGACAUUUCGUAGAGCGCAUUUGAAGUUUUGUCGCGCUUGCGACUUGCGGCGAACUAAAAAAUACAUAAAAAAAUAGAAAAAUGUUUCGCUUAUCAAAAAGCGUUAUAACAUUACUCUCAAAAACUGCAAAAAUAUCUGCACCACAAGACACUGGAAUUUUACUGUGUACACAGGGAAAUCUAAAGUUUCUCAGUACAGAUAUUAACGAUAAAUUUUCCUUGAAACAUGAAGAGGUUGGCCGGCCCCUUUACUUCGACGCUCAAGCAACAACACCUGUCGACCCUCGCGUACUUGAUGCGAUGAUGCCUUACUUUGUAGGACAGCAUGGCAACCCACAUUCUAGGACUCAUGCAUAUGGUUGGGAGAGUGAAGCAGCUGUGGAAAAAGCUAGAGAACAGAUAGCAAAUCUUAUUAGAGCUGAUCCUAAGGAAAUAAUAUUUACCUCAGGGGCAACAGAGUCUAAUAAUAUAUCUGUCAAAGGAGUUGCAAGGUUUUAUGCGCCCAGGAAAAAGCAUAUUGUUACUACUCAAAUUGAACAUAAAUGUGUGCUGGACUCAUGCAGAGCUCUAGAAGGAGAGGGUUUCAAGAUUACAUAUUUGCCAGUGGCAGCCAAUGGCAUUAUUAAUCUGAAAGAAUUGGAAGCUGCACUUACACCUGAAACUAGUCUUGUUUCAAUAAUGACUGUCAACAAUGAAAUAGGUGUAAAGCAGCCUAUAGCGGAAAUCGGAGCACUCUGCAAAAGCAAAAAGAUAUUUUUCCAUACAGAUGCAGCCCAGGCUGUGGGCAAGAUCCCACUGGAUGUUAACAAGAUGAACAUUGAUUUAAUGUCAAUUUCUGGUCACAAAAUUUAUGGACCCAAAGGUGUUGGGGCCCUGUAUAUUCGGCGGAGGCCGCGAGUACGAGUAGAGCCCAUACAGAGUGGAGGAGGGCAAGAAAGAGGAAUGAGAAGUGGCACAGUACCUACACCUCUUGUUGUUGGACUAGGCGCCGCUUGUGAACUGGCCGAGCGUGAGAUGCCAUAUGACCAUGCCUGGAUGGAAACACUCUCGCAAAGAUUCCUGGAUAAGAUUUACUCAAAACUCUCACAUGUCAUCAGAAAUGGGGACCCUGAACAAUCAUAUCAUGGAUGUAUCAACUUGUCAUUUGCUUAUGUUGAAGGCGAAUCAUUGUUGAUGGCUCUAAAAGAUGUGGCGCUGUCAAGCGGCUCGGCAUGCACCUCAGCCUCUCUAGAACCUUCCUAUGUAUUGAGAGCUAUUGGAACAGAUGAAGAUUUGGCACACAGUUCAAUCAGAUUCGGAUUAGGAAGAUUCACAACAAUCGACGAAGUGGAUUAUACAGCAGAGAAGACGAUCAGGCACGUCGAGCGCCUCCGAGAAAUGAGCCCUCUAUGGGAGAUGGUGCAGGAAGGCGUGGACAUCAAAUCCAUACAGUGGUCGCAGCACUAAAUGUACCGGUCAUGUCCUGUUAGUUAUGCAUUUCCAUUAUUACUAUGGGCAUUGACAAUAAAUACUGCUAGACGCGUAGAGGGAAAUAUUGAAGUAGUUGGCGCUGUACGAUCUCGUAUCCUCUCGUGUGCAGAUUUUAUUUUUUUAAAUAGUUUCCUCGUACGCGGAUCCGCGUUCGCCAUACGAGCGGUCAUUAAAACAUUAUUUUAUCGGGUCUAUUUUUUUAACUUUAUUUCCAAUGUUUCUACGCAGGUUAUACCGGUCUUGGUCGCGGCUAACUAAUGUCUCAACAAAAUGUAAAAUAAGUUAACUUAAAUAUACCUGAUAAAAAAAAAAUAAUGUGUUCAAAUCGCGAAAGUUUUAAAUAUUAUUAUGCGGUAACUGGGCUGCCAAGGACCUACAUAUGAUGCCGUACAUUGUCACUGAACACAAACACAGAAAACUGUUGAAAUUUCAGCUACAAUAUUUUGUACUACUUUAUGCGUCCUUGUAUAGAGAAGCGUAUUUAAAAAUUUGGUGGCCCGGGUCAAUAAGUUUCGCCGCCCCAGAAGUCACGAAAAAACGAUUUAAAUAAAAACAUUCAAAAAAUUUCAUUAUUACCACGCCCCUGGUGGAAUGGCGUCCCGGGCCAUGACCUGGAUGGCUCUGGGGUAAAUACGCCUCUGCUUGUAUAGUAGUAUUUCUUUGUCAAUGCCAUAAGUAAUCUAUGUGCACGUCGAUUCGUUUUUAGUUGGUCUUACCUCCUGGGACCCCAGGUACAUUUUUUUGUAAUUAUUCCACAAUGUAUUCUGAAAUUUGAUUAAUUUACUAAAGGUUCCAAAUUUAAAAACAAAACUGCUUCUGGGUCUCAGGAGGCUAAAUUGAGUACCGAGUUUUAAAAGCAGCUAUCUGUCCCUGAAUAUCAUCAAUUUAUUCCCAUUCAUUUGUACUGCUAUUCCUGAAUCGACCUGCGUACAGGGAUUUAAGGCUCUGCAAGAUCUGGAUAGGCUGCUAUGAACAAAUAGUCAUCGGGGUGUCCACAUUAUAUAAAAUCUUGAAUACUAAAAGUGUGUGCGAACAUAAAAUGUCGUGGAUAUUCGUAGCGUGCUUAUUUUGCGUUUAUUUGUUAGCUUAACACAUUCACUGCCAGACAAAAAACGGCGCACUACCCCAGAAACCGGUGGUCUAUAGCUGCGUACAAAACAACCCGCCCAGCGGGUUGUCCGGCAUCUGAACAAAGUUCACGAGCGCCCACCAGGUGGGUUCCCGGCAGUUAAUGUGUUAAGGUAAAAAGCUGAUUAUAGUUGUUAAAAUUAUAUAAAUCUCUUAUUAGUUAUUAAUGUUAUCUUAAAGGUAAUCUGUUUUCUUUUUAGAAAAAUCUAGAAAAUGUUGGGCACCUUGGUUGUUUAUAUUUUUGGUAGGUUUUUAGAUGGGUGUUAUUGACUAUAUCCUAUACUAUGGCGUUAUUGCUCACUGACAACGUUAUACUGGUUAUACGCAAUGUAAUAUUAAGAUCACUAUAUUCACUUCUGUGGCACAAAGAUCUCGCUAUUUAUCAGACAAUAUAAUAAUAUGCAUUCAUCAAUUGCUGUUGUAUUUUUUGUAUUGAACACAGCAUAUAAAUAUGUUGUUGUUAUUUAAACAGCUUUCCCGCAGAUACCUACUGUGUAUUCGAUAUAAGGACGUCCUAAAGCGUCAUCUAAACGUGUGUGCGAUCGAUCCUGCGCGUUGGGAGGAGCUCGCUGCGAAACGGUUAUCUUGGCGGUCUACCAUCUUCGAAUCCACCAAGUCGUUUGAGGAUAACAGCCUCGCGACAUUAGACGUAAAACGCCAACUACGCAAAGAAAGACCUAAGCCCUCCUACAUGUAUAUGUACAGCACUGCCGGUCAACUUUACGACUAUGAAUGUGAAAGGGUGAGGUUGAUUGCUGAGGUCGCCGUCAUCGAAAUCGAUGUGGAGGACUAUAUAUACUGUGUAUUACAAUACACAGUAUAGGUAUUAUUACAAUAAUGUACUAACCGCAAACCGCAACACUCUUUUCUGCCUUGGCCAUUGUGGACCUUAUGUCUUUACAAUAAGGUUAUGAAUUGUCAGUCACACGAACCUAGCCGCCGCCUACAAUCGAGUUUGGUUACCAUUUUAAAACAACAUUCUGAAUAACAUGACAUUUGAUAUGAACAUUCGAGUAACAUAUAUAUCUAUGUCUAUAUAUCUUUUUGUUUUCAUUGCUAGAAAUUGUAAUAUUUGUAAUACAUAUAAAUUAGAGCGAGUACAAGUUUUACAUACCAAAGUUUUCGCUCUAUUUUUUGGAUAACAAUUUUAACCAACGAAAACUACUUCCUGGGCUUAGCCAACGUGCCAAUCGUUCAAGCUCCGUAGCGUAGAGUAGUCAUCUCUCUAUCACUCUUACAUAUUUGUGCGACAGUCACAGUUGUGUGUCGUUCGCACACACCCAGACAUAGGUCUAUGUUAAGGAAAUGUGUUUAAAAUGAGAGUGUAACUUCGAUUGUAUGGGAGCCGCUUUCCUGUUCUAGGCUCGGAACCCGUUUUUGCUUCAAAUAUAAAAUACCGGUAUGUUGUCACCUAAAUACAUGACAUGAAUCAGCCCUACGUGAGGAGCAUAAAAUAAUUGAAAAUAUUGGGCUAUAAGCUGUUCCGAGCCCUGUUCCUGUGAAGUGCAGAAGUUGGCACCUUUAUCCUCCUGUUGAUAUCCAUGAUCAUACGUAAAAUACAUCAGUAAAUAAAGUAGCACUCCUCUACGACUUAAUGCCUACUAAAACGUGACCGAUGUAAUUAAGAUUGCAUCGUAGAAUUCUAUUAUCAAAUGCCAGACCUCUUAAGAAAUUGUUGUAUCAAUCAUUGAUUUAAGUCUAUAUUAUAACGAUGUAAAUGUUAAUAAAAUGAUGCUUUACGAAAA